Molecule: messenger RNA, 2934 nt
Organism: Frieseomelitta varia
Lineage: Eukaryota; Metazoa; Arthropoda; Insecta; Hymenoptera; Apidae
Gene: drn
Product: AN1-type zinc finger protein 5
Exons: 4
Coding region: 524-1129 (201 amino acids)
Molecular function (GO): zinc ion binding; DNA binding
Source: RefSeq, a predicted model, not a curated record
UUUGGUAGAAAGAGAGAGAGAGAACGAGAGUGAGCGAGAGAUAUAGAGGGAGAGGGAAGGAGAGAGACGACUCCUAAGAGACAAAGCGAAUGCGCGCAUCGCGAGAGAGUGGCCAAAGCGAGAAUUGCGCCGCCGAGAUUUAUCAAGCAGAAGCUCAGAAGGGAAGAGAGUUGCCCCGACCGACGACCAACCAAAAUCGGUCGUAGUAAACUGCCGCACACGUCUUCUAAACGUGUCUCUUGAACACGAUAAGGAUAGACAAGGGGAACCUACUUAAAUGCCUCGAACGAAUUCUUACUCCAUGUUGUGCGUUGGUUGCAACACGACUGCGUGUUGGAAAGUGAAUGUAUGGUGACACGCGGUUGUGAAGGAGCAACUGGAGAGCGAGCUGUGGCAAGAGAACUUUAAUUAUCUCCCAUUUAGUUGACUGCAAUUUGCUCGACAUUGUUUCGAGUGAUUGCACAUAGGAUAAAACUAAGAACUUUGUUCUAUCAUCGAGGUUUUAUUGGGAUAAAUAAAGAAAAUGGAGCGAGAAUCUAAUCCAAUGCAAGCUCUGUGCCGCAGCGGCUGUGGAUUUUAUGGCUCCCCAGCCACGGAUGGCCUUUGUUCUCUCUGUUAUAAAGAAAAUCUAAAAAAGAAGCAGCAACCUCCUGUGUCAGCUGCCACUGUACCAACAUCACAGACCGUCUCUGGCAACGCUGGCACGUUGCAAGCUGGUUUUGGUAGUCCUGCAGCUACAGGAACUACGGCUCAACCAACCAUUCCUACCAUACCUCAAUCAACGACAGAUCUGCCCAACCCCAAAGAAAUAAAUAGAGAAGAUCAAGAAAGUGAAGUAGGUGUAAGCAGUGGAGCAGUAGCAGAAGGAUCUGUGAGUAGUGGUGAUGCAGAUGACUGCUUCGAUGGCAAAGAGACUGACAAAGAAUCUAAGAAGAAGAAAAAUCGUUGCGCCGUGUGUCGCAAAAAAGUUGGUUUGACGGGAUUCGAAUGCCGUUGUGGGGGACUGUUCUGCUCUGUGCAUCGAUACAGUGACAAGCACGAUUGCAAGUUCAAUUAUAGAGAAAUGGGCGCUCAAGAGAUUCGGCGCAACAAUCCAGUUGUUGUUGGUGAAAAAGUGCAAAAAAUUUGAACUAUUUAGUGCGUAGAUCGUUGGGAAAAUGGUUAUAUAACUAUAUAAACAAAACAGAAUAUAAAACAAAAACACGGAGAAAAAAACGAGAUAAAUUAUCUGGCAGCUGAUUGCACGUCGAGGGGCAAGACGGGUGAAUGUGAGGAUCAUGAACGAAAGGUAGCAGGGAAUUAGUAUGAAAGAGUGAGAGUGAGGGAGAGAAAGAAAAUUGUAAUAAAUGUGUUAGAACAAGUAAGAGUGAAAGUUGCAAGCUUAUUGUGAUGGUAGAGAGGAAAAAAUAAGAGAGAAUGGGAAAUUUAAAAGUUAUAAAACAAAUUGGUUUGUACACGACAUUGCAAAUAUAAUAUAUAUAUAUAUAGAAACGCCGAAAAGAAAAGAUAUAUAGACGAAAUUUUUCGAACGAAGAUUGAAAGAAAAAACACAAAUAGGAAAGAAAUACUAAUGCGAAAAGCAAAAAGAUGAACAAAGAAACAAAUUAGAGUGAGUGCCGCGUGUACGAAUGGGUUUGAGAAAAUUUUUGAAUGCUAGUGCCAUGUCAGAUUUGUUAUCUUAAGCGAGAGAUUUUAAUCGAAAAUAUAUUUCGUUGUAACACUGCUGCGCGCGCUGCCAGCUUAGUACUACUAUUACCUUUAUUAUCUAUUAUGUUUUAUUAUUAUUAUUCUUCUUUAUGUUUAUUAAUUUACUUGAAAAGAAAGAAAAUGCAAAAUUUGCGUACGAAAGUGAUUGUUUUCUUUUUUUUUCUCUUUUUUUUUUAAAUUAAACGUUAUAGAAGAAAGAACACGAAUUCUUGGUGCGAUCUUGGUUGAUUUUGUUUCGAGAUGUCUCAUCGAGAGUUCUGGGUUUUUGAAUUGAGAGCGAGAGAGGGAGAGAAAGAGAGAGAGCGCGCGCGCGCGAGCGGAUGAGCGUGGGCGAGUGAAUAAAGAAAAUUUUAUAUGUAUAUAAUCUAUUUCUGUUUCGUUCAUAAUAUCCAAAAAGCAAAAAAAAAAAAAGGGAAUGUUGCUUAGGUAGCGGCUGACGUUGAUGGGUGAUCACAAUCCUAGGUUAACAAUUAGUCUAAUAAUUAUUAAGUACAUUAGUCUAUUGAUUCAUAAAUAAUGCAAUGAAGUAUAAGUAGUACUGUGUGUUUAUGUCCAAUUUCACGUGAAUAUAACCAAGCAUUAUUCCUCAUUAAAUAUGUUUCAAACUAUAUUGCAAAUCAAUUAUUUACGCCACGCGUUAACAAUUAUCUUCGCCAGGUGAAGAGAAAAAAAAAGAAUAAAAUGGCGAGCCCUAUAAUAAUUCUUCGUCUGAUUCCCUAAAAUGAUAUGUCGAGAUUAGGAAGAAAAUUAGGUUGUGUCACGUGACUCGUCCAGUUGGUAUUCUCGUUUCUUUCGUCUCUAAAUGAAAUUUAUAUUGCGUAUAUAUAUUGGUGCUAAAAUACACUUUGUACGAUGAAACGUCUAAAGGCCAACCAGAAAUUUAAAAGAAAAAUAACGAACGAGAGGCCCCUCGACGAAGGGACGACUAUCGGCCCUGUUGUAUUGAUUUAUAUAUAUAUAAAUAUAUAUAUAUAUAUAUAAAAGAGAAAUAUUUCUCCGUCUGUCUUUAACCAUUUUCUUCCGUGUUGCAAUACUUUUUAACGAAAUGAAAAAAUAGUAAAAAAAAAAAAAAAAGAAAAGGAACAAUAACACGAAAGAAACGUGCGUUUCAGUUUUUUGUUCAGCGUGUCUCUUGACUCUUAGAUUAGGUCGUAGAGAAAGAGAGAGAGAAAGAAAAGAAAUUGCCGUAGAUAAUGAGUUUUAUGUCGCUUCUAAAUGCAAACAAAA